UCACCACCGCGUUUUGACUCUUGUUUGCGCGUGUGAUUUGCCGCCCCUUUUCGCGAAAAAUUUCGAUCCUCCCAGAACUCGCGGCUCGUGAAACAAGUAAACUGUCAGUCUAUUUUACUCGCUUUUUGCGGUGUGGUGUGACUCGCGGUGUCGUGAUUGCUGGUGGUGAUCCGGACGAAUUCCGGUCGUGCUUUCCCCUGUGCUUCGUUCUGGUGUAGUGAUUUCCUGAAAUUAUUGUUCCCUUUCCGAACAAUCUGGUGCAAAAAUCGGGCUACAUUUUCGUCGUCGUUUGCCAUUUCGUAGUAUCAUUCAAACGUUUCGUAAUAAUUUCACGGUGGCUCAAAUUAUUACGUUUGUCUCAUUCGCGUGACCUCUUCGUCGUGUGUGUGAAAGAACUGAAAAAUUCGAUUUAUCGCUCGGUUUUGUAAUCUCCGACUGACAAAAAAGGUGUUUCGAGUUAGUUCCAUAUCCGGUUUUAUUUGCACAUAUCCCGCCUACUUGGUUUAAGCUAGAGGGUAACGAUGUCCGAGGUGAUGAUGAACGGUAGCAACAACAAUCAUAGCACCUUGGCAAAAAAUCACAAGGAAAUGCACCAGCGUUGCCUGAAUCCGUAUCGCUCAAAGGUGACAGUGGUGCUCGGAGCCCAGUGGGGUGACGAGGGCAAGGGCAAAGUGGUGGACAUGCUGGCCACCGAAGCGGACGUCGUCUGUCGUUGUCAGGGAGGAAACAAUGCAGGACAUACUGUCGUGGUCAAUGGAAAGGAUUUCGACUUCCACCUGCUACCCAGUGGCAUCAUUAACGAAAAAUGCACAUCAAUUAUUGGCAACGGCGUCGUUAUACAUCUGCCCGGAUUGUUCGAAGAGUUAGCCAAAAACGAAGCCAAGGGACUGAAGGACUGGGAACCCCGACUGGUUAUUUCGAAUCGAGCCCAUUUGGUGUUUGAUCUGCAUCAGCAUGUCGACGGCUUGCAGGAAGCCGAGAAGGGAGGCAAAUCACUGGGAACCACCAAGAAGGGUAUCGGUCCAUGCUAUUCGAGCAAAGCUACGCGCAACGGCAUUCGAGUGUCGGACCUGUUGGGCGAUUUUAAGGUGUUCAGCGAAAAGUUUGAAUCACUAGUUAACAUGUACAAGAGGCUAUUCCCCAAUUUUGAGGUCGAUGUGGCAUCCGAACUCGCAAGAUACCGCGACUAUGCCGAACGGUUACGACCAAUGGUACGCGAUACCGUUUCGAUGGUGCACGGAUCGCUCAAAGAGGGCAAAAGUGUCCUAGUGGAGGGUGCCAAUGCCGCUAUGCUGGACAUUGACUUUGGCACCUAUCCAUAUGUAACAAGCAGCAAUUGCAGUAUCGGCGGAGUACUUACUGGGUUGGGUUUGCCUCCGCAAACCAUUGGAGAAGUUAUCGGUGUAGUUAAAGCCUAUACUACGCGUGUCGGAGAUGGACCGUUCCCGACAGAGCUACACGAUGAAAUUGGAUCGUUACUGCAGCAGCGUGGCGGCGAGAUUGGAGUCACAACAAAGCGAGUACGUCGAUGUGGCUGGUUAGAUUUGGCACUGCUACGAUAUACGGGCAUGGUGAAUGGAUACACCUCGAUUUGUCUCACGAAACUGGACAUUUUGGAUACCCUUAAGGAAAUUAAGGUGGCUGUGAGUUAUAACUUGCGCGGUGAAAAAAUUGACUACUUCCCGGGUUCCAUCACCGACCUGGCCCAAGUUGAGGUCAAUUACAUCACCAUGCCGGGCUGGCUCAAGUCAACGGAGACCGUACGCGACUUCAAGGAACUCCCACCGGAGGCGCAAGACUACAUACGACUGAUCGAGAAUGAUCUGGGCGUGCCGGUUAAAUGGAUCGGCGUCGGCAAGGGUCGUGAGUCGAUCAUCAACGUGGAAGAUUAAUGAUGAUUCUGUUGUUGAAAACCCUUUCGAUGUAAGUCACGUACCCGUUGUGUGUUUGUAUGUUCGUGUGUAUGUGGUAAAAUUGAAGAAAACAGUCGAACCCGAUUCUGUUUUUUUACACGGGGAUGCAUGCCGUGUAGGAAAUUUCGUUUUAUUUCGUGAAUCCAUGUAGAUAUUACAUAUUUCGAAUAAACAGAUUUAAUUAAAGAAAGUGAAAUGUUCAAUUGGGAGGAAUGAUCGGGAAUCUUAUCUACGGAUUUCUUUCAUGGCGCGGAAGAAACCUUCAAUCUCAAAAGUUUCAAGAUAGCAUGAUCUUAUCGUUUCCAAUUGUUUUGUCUGAAUCUUCGCUUGUUCAAAAGUUAUGAUCAUUUAGUUUUAAUUAUUAAGCCUUUUCUUCUUGCCUCCUUUGAAGGUCUUAAGCAUGUAGUAUCGUAACAUUUAUUUUCUACCGGUCUUUUCAAUCCACGGCUUCUUAAUCUUUAUGAUGUUUUACGAUAUAACCAAUACAAUACCAAUAUUUGCUUUUCAAUAUAUAACAUUAUUAUCUCAAGAAACUAUAGACACCCGUGUAAAAAUAGAAUCGGGCGUAUCCUAAUCCGCUGCUUAUAUGGGAGCAUAGCACUAGGUUUUAAUAUUAGUUUCUAGGAUGCGUCAAAAAUUGAAACACCAAAACUAUUAUCUCGCCAUCAUCAAUGUUAAAAUCUUUAAAAGCAUGAUAUACCUACAUAUUUUGGAGAAUUGAGUCGUGUUUAAAGGCAACCUCACACUUCGGGAAUCUGGUUCACUUAAUUUUGGUCGCAUAAAUUUCCUAAAGGCUUUUGACCCAGAAUUUGAAGUAAAUUGAGACCAAUUUUUUUUCAUGAAUCCCACCUCUUUGGGAAUACAUGGAAACAAAAUCCAUGAGUGUGAGGCUGCCUUUAGGUUUACCUACGACCACCUGAAACUGAACAGUAUAGCUAGAAUAAAGUCUCAAUCGACUAACAAAUAACUGCUCAUGGGUAUUAUGAAGUUGUACAGCAAAGGCCAUGAACAGAGCAGGUGAUCCUCGUUGGUCUUUGUGACGGAAUUGCAGAUACUUAACUAACUAUUACAUAAUGCUACUAGUUUUAGUUCAGUUGACCGCACAAAUGGAUUCCAAAUCUAUUGGAAAAUAAAAGCAAACAACGGCCAUCUAAAAUAAAGUUAACUGGAAGAAAAAAUAUUAGAUAGCUUGUAACAGAAAAACACAGACAAAAAAUCACCCAGAUCAUUAAAACAAAUGGUUUGUUACAUAGUAAUUAUUGCUCCCAACGUGCGGUUAGAAACAGCAGGGUGCAAUUUUACCCAGUAUCAGGAAAAGGAUUGCAGCACACGGCUACAUAAAAGCAAAUAAAAAAACGUUCAACACGUUUUUUAUAGAACAAAAAAUAAUGGCAGUGCAUCAAAGAGAGUAAUUGAAAUAUUUUAUAUUUUUCGUCGCUUACCAAAAUAUUCGUUUAAUACAAUAAACGACUUGAAAUGAUUGUAAUUUUAUUUUUCUGCGUUCUAACAGUAAUGUACAUGUUGAAGUUUUGUUAAGAACAUUUGUAAUAUAGUUAUUCUACCAUUA
Molecule: messenger RNA, 3480 nt
Organism: Armigeres subalbatus
Lineage: Eukaryota; Metazoa; Arthropoda; Insecta; Diptera; Culicidae
Gene: Adss
Product: adenylosuccinate synthetase
Exons: 8
Coding region: 522-1892 (456 amino acids)
Biological process (GO): IMP metabolic process; 'de novo' AMP biosynthetic process
Cellular component (GO): cytoplasm
Molecular function (GO): adenylosuccinate synthase activity; GTP binding
Source: RefSeq, a predicted model, not a curated record